Molecule: messenger RNA, 3049 nt
Organism: Hippocampus zosterae (dwarf seahorse)
Lineage: Eukaryota; Metazoa; Chordata; Actinopteri; Syngnathiformes; Syngnathidae
Gene: csnk1db
Product: casein kinase 1, delta b
Exons: 10
Coding region: 378-1592 (404 amino acids)
Biological process (GO): signal transduction; endocytosis; peptidyl-serine phosphorylation
Cellular component (GO): nucleus; cytoplasm
Molecular function (GO): protein serine/threonine kinase activity; ATP binding
Source: RefSeq, a predicted model, not a curated record
CAACCCGCUUUCACGACGAAGAAAAAAAACUUGCCUAACGAUUAGAGGUGAGCUGGACGAGUACUGCUAAACGAUUAAAUCCAUCUCAAUCCUCUUGUUUUUUUGUUUAAAAUGACUUUUCAAAAGUAGAGAACACUAACUACGUGUUUUACGCUGUCGAUUGAUACCAAAAUUAUUGGUCUCCGGCUCUCAGACAAGGAGAAAAGGGAUGGUGAAUUUUGGAUUGUACAGAAGGAACCGAUUCCGGGGAGAGAGACAUUGAGAAUUGGUGGCUUGUCAACCACUUAAGGCAGGUCGUCAGAUAAACAAAAAGUGGAAGGUUUAGUAGAUUUAAGGCAAAGGAACACAAUUACAAUCACAAUUUAGUCAGCGACAAGAUGGAACUUCGAGUGGGGAACCGAUACAGACUAGGAAGAAAAAUCGGAAGUGGAUCGUUCGGUGAUAUCUAUUUGGGCACCGAUAUUUCUGUGGGCGAAGAGGUUGCCAUUAAGUUGGAAUGUGUGAAGACCAAGCAUCCCCAACUGCACAUCGAAAGCAAGAUCUACAAAAUGAUGCAAGGAGGAGUGGGUAUUCCGACCAUAAAAUGGUGUGGGGCAGAAGGUGACUAUAACGUAAUGGUGAUGGAGCUGCUGGGGCCCAGCCUGGAGGAUCUCUUCAACUUUUGCUCCCGCAAGUUUAGCCUCAAGACGGUCCUCCUCCUUGCUGAUCAGAUGAUCAGUCGCAUCGAGUACAUUCACUCCAAGAACUUCAUCCACAGAGAUGUGAAGCCUGACAACUUUCUGAUGGGGCUCGGCAAAAAAGGCAACUUGGUCUACAUCAUCGACUUUGGCCUGGCCAAAAAAUACCGCGACGCCCGCACUCACCAGCACAUCCCGUACCGCGAGAACAAGAACUUGACUGGAACUGCAAGAUACGCCUCCAUAAACACUCAUCUGGGGAUUGAGCAGUCAAGGCGUGACGAUCUGGAGUCCUUGGGCUACGUUCUUAUGUAUUUUAAUUUGGGCUCCCUGCCUUGGCAAGGCCUCAAGGCUGCCACCAAGAGACAAAAGUAUGAACGCAUCAGUGAAAAGAAAAUGUCCACCCCAAUCGAGAUUCUAUGCAAGGGAUACCCAUCUGAAUUUGCAACCUACCUGAAUUUUUGCCGUUCCCUCCGCUUUGACGACAAGCCAGACUACUCGUACCUGCGACAGCUUUUCCGGAACCUUUUUCACAGACAGGGAUUCUCUUAUGACUAUGUGUUUGACUGGAAUAUGCUCAAGUUUGGAGCCAACCGAGCGGCAGAAGAGGCGGAGAGAGAGCGCCGCGACCGAGAGGACAGGCUGAGACAUGGCAGGAACCCGGCGACCAGAGGAGUACCCGCCGCAUCGGGAAGACCUCGCGGGGGCCAAGACGGAGCCCCGCCGCUGACACCCACUUCACAUACAGCGUCUCCACGUCAAGCAUCCGGCAUGGAGCGUGAGCGAAAAGUCAGCAUGCGACUGCACCGCGGCGCCCCCGUCAACGUCUCCUCCUCGGAUCUUACUGGACGGCAAGACAACUCGCGCAUGUCCACCUCACAGAAUAGCAUUCCCUACGAACAUCACGCCAAGUAGACGCUCGCCACAUACUUGUGUGACCGUGGCAACACUGGAUGGUGUCAAGCGCACUGCCUGCUAUCCUCCAUCCUCUCGUUCCUCGAUGAGCCAGUAUCACGCAGCCACGCAGUCUAGUCUGCGUUCACUGAGACACGAGACAGACUCUCAAAAGUACUAUUGCCACUCUGAAUUACUACUGCAUCAGCUACCACGGGGAAGCCACUUCACUUCGACCGGCUAAUUGGAAGUGCUUUCUUACUGACUGCUCUCAGUACUCUCACCUUGUUGACUUUUGUCCCCUUAGACCACACCCAAGCCGCGUCCUCUUUUGGUUUUUGUGUCUCGGUCUAAGUGUUGGACUUUAGGACUGUUUUCUGUCCACUUUUGCGGAAGACAUCUGGACAAGCUGCACUGCCCUUCCCCAAGCCGGUCACGCGUUUUUUUUUCUUUUUUCGAAGCAUGCCUAAAGACAACGAUUGUGUCCAGGGCCAUCAUGGCAACUUCUUUGUUUUUUUUUUUCCAAGUGUAAUCGACAAACUCUCUCUGAAUCCCACUACAUACUCAGUUUAUGGCCCAAUGUCUUUACCGUCUUGUCACACUCAUCAAUGAAACGUCGUUUUUUUUGGGGGGGGGGGGGUAUCCAUUUAAAGGGUGUGUAUGAUUACACACACACAUCCAGUGAAUGUACCAAACACGUUUUGGUAUUUCAGACGCAGGAGGCUUAUGUAUUCUCCCUUCAUUUUCAAUACAUAGUUUUUGUCAACUGUGCAGUGGGCCCUGUUCGCUUUCUUAGUGUCGGCCAAAACUGCACUUUAUGAAAGGUGGCGAGCGCUUCAUUUGACACUGUUGACCAUAUUUCUCUUCACUGUGUCCAGAUACAUUUUUUGCGUCGUCUCCUUUGUAUUGUUUUUGAAGCUGUGAAAUGUAGAUGUGUAAAUAUAUCUUUUUUUUGUCUUUUGAUUUCCUUCCUUCUUGGUUGGGGAUCCGAGCAUUAUUUCGAAAGCUUUGCUUUAGGAGGCCUGCUCUGCGGCAAGGUUAGGCAGCCGUAAUUAUGUGUAGCAUCUGCUCGUCGGUGUGCGUCCUGUCACCCGACCCCCGCACCCGUCCGCCCCUUUUUGUCACAGAGCAGUGCUGGUCGCGGGCACUGUACUGAAUGUGGCCAACUCUUUUUGUUUGUUUCUUCAUACACUUGGUUGUCAGGGGUACUGACUGAGUUUUUUGGUGUGUUUGUGUGGGUGUGUUUGUUAUUUUUUUCCUCUAUCCCACCCCCUUCAAUUCGAAUUUAAUUGUGUCUUGGACGUCUGGCUGCGAGUAGCCAUUUCUGUUGAAAUAAUGCCCAGUAGUUUUUGAUUUUGAAACUUCUUUAGUCAGCGAGUUGAAGAAAAAUUAGUCAAUGGGCCAGCAACUUUUGUUCUCACAUUUAUAUUUGCCACUGUAUUUGUGUACCUAAAUUGUAAAUAAAUUACCUCCUUGUA